Molecule: messenger RNA, 2049 nt
Organism: Uncinocarpus reesii 1704
Lineage: Eukaryota; Fungi; Ascomycota; Eurotiomycetes; Onygenales; Onygenaceae
Product: peroxisomal copper amine oxidase
Exons: 3
Coding region: 1-2049 (682 amino acids)
Biological process (GO): amine metabolic process
Molecular function (GO): primary methylamine oxidase activity; quinone binding; copper ion binding
Source: RefSeq, a predicted model, not a curated record
AUGGUGCUAGAUCGUUUGAAGCAGCUAUCCCUUCAUGUGGAUGGGACAUCUCCGACCCCUCAUCCCUUUGAUCCUCUCACCACAGCGGAAAUAGAUGCCGCUGUGGCCAUUAUCCGUGCAGAACAUGGCUCAGUUCGAUUCAAUGCAGUCACGCUGUGGGAGCCGCGAAAGUCGGAAAUGAUGGCCUGGCUGGCAAAUCCGCACAAUGCUCCCAGGCCUCAUCGAGUGGCUGAUGCAGUGGUCAUUGUGCCCGGUGGCAAGGUCUACGACGGCGUAGUUGAUUUGACGGAGAAGAAAAUUGUUGAAUGGAAGCACACGCCGGGCGUGCAACCAUUGAUCACGAUGGAGGACCUGCAGUCGGUCGAGACCUUGAUGAGAAAGGAUCCCAAGAUUAUCGAACAAUGCGAGAUUAUUGGGAUUCCGAAAAGCGACAUGGACAAAGUCUAUUGCGAUCCUUGGACAAUUGGAUACGACGAACGGUUUGGAAAUGGCGUCCGUUUGCAGCAAGCCCUUAUGUAUUACCGGCCCACUAUCGAUGAUUGCCAAUAUGCUUUCCCACUGGACUUUUGCCCCAUCUUCAACGCCGAAACCAAGGAAUUCAUCCAUAUUGAUGUCCCACCAGUUCGCAGACCGAUCAGCAAAGCGGCUCCCAUUAACUAUCAUGUCGAUGCAAUUGAAAAGGAAGGCGGUUUCCGUAAUGACAUCGCUACAAUCAACAUUACUCAGCCUGAUGGUGUUUCUUUCAAAGUCAACGGCAAGCACAUCGAGUGGCAGAACUGGAACAUUCACGUUGGCUUCAACUACCGGGAGGGUAUCGUGCUGAAUAAUAUCACAUACAACGAUAAAGGCACAGUGCGCCCAGUCUUUUACCGCCUUUCUCUGGCCGAGAUGGUUGUUCCCUACGGAAACCCAGAACACCCACAUCAGCGCAAACAUGCUUUCGACUUGGGUGAAUAUGGUGGCGGAUAUAUGACGAAUAGCUUGACGCUUGGCUGUGACUGUAAAGGUGCUAUCCAUUAUAUGGAUGCGGCUUUCGUCAACGCUGCUGGUGCAAGCACUAUUGUCAAGAAUGCUAUUUGUAUCCACGAAGAAGAUGCCGGAAUUUUGUUCAAACAUACCGAUUUCCGUGACGAUUCAGUUAUUGUGACUCGUGGCCGCAAACUCAUUAUUUCGCAUAUUUUCACCGCGGCAAACUACGAGUACUGCGUCUACUGGAUCUUCCACCAGGACGGCACUGUGCAGCUUGAUAUUAAACUGACCGGUAUUCUCAAUACUUAUGCCAUGAACCCCGGUGAAGAUACAUAUGGUUGGGGAACUGAAGUGUAUCCUGGUGUCAACGCUCACAAUCAUCAGCAUCUAUUCUGCCUUCGUGUCGACCCCAACAUCGACGGAUCGAAUAACACCGUCUUUCAAGUUGAUGCUGUUCGAGGGCCUGGUGAAGUCGGCAGCGCAGAGAACAAGCAUGGUAAUGCCUUCUAUGCCAAGAAAACUAAAUUUAGUACCCCCAAGGAAGCCAUGUCAGACUAUGAUGGCUCUACUAGCCGUACAUGGGAAAUGGCGAAUACAAACAAAUUGAACCGUUAUAGCAAGAAGCCUGUCAGCUAUAAGCUGGUGAGCAGAGAGGUCCCAUCGUUGCUGCCCAGGGAAGGCGGUUUGGUUUGGAAGCGAGCUGGAUUUGCAAGACAUGCAGUCCACGUAACUAAAUAUUCCGAUGAGCAAAUUCACCCGGCCGGCCGUCACGUUCCCCAAACGUCUGGCGAACCUUCCCAUGGCCUGCCAAUGUGGAUCUCGGAAACCGAGAACGAAUCCAUCGAAAACACCGAUGUUGUGCUCUGGCACACUUUUGGCAUCACUCACUUCCCAUCUCCCGAGGACUUCCCCAUCAUGCCCGCUGAGCCGAUGACUUUGUUGCUCCGCCCUAGGAACUUCUUUGAUAGAAACCCUGUCCUUGAUGUUCCUCCAAGCUAUGCGAGGACGCCGAGCCAAGUGCUCAAGGGAAUAAAUGGUUGCGGGGGGAAGUGUGGAGAUGGUUCAAGCCGAACGGUGUAA